Solanum stenotomum is the source of this 1709-nucleotide messenger RNA. RefSeq lists its product as uncharacterized. The coding region runs from base 160 to 1392 and encodes 410 amino acids. Lineage: Eukaryota; Viridiplantae; Streptophyta; Magnoliopsida; Solanales; Solanaceae. The transcript has 4 exons. Gene Ontology annotation, molecular function: RNA binding. The record is from RefSeq and is a predicted model, not a curated record.
AUUCUUCCCCAAAAAACCUCAGCUAAAUCCCCAGAUGCUUAAACUGAUAACUGAUAAACCCAAGUAGAUAUCGCAGAAGAAGUCGGCAUACCUGUUAAUCCAAGAAAAUUUGAGCUUUUUCCGAGUUCCAUUUCAAGUUGUGCAGUUUCUGUUAUAGAAAUGCUUAGCUUAGGAAGUUAUCCAAGGCAACCCCAUUGUUGUGCCAGCCCAAUUUCACAAUGUAUUCCUCUUAUUUCCAAGAUUCCUCGAACCCAGUUGUUUUUUACCUCAAAUAAAGUGAACCAUUUAAGGAUUCGUUCUCUUAUUGGGAAAAAACGAACUGGGAGUUGCGUUUUUGCACGCAAGGAUGAAGAAAAAAGGGGGAAUGGUGUGGUAGAAAUGGAAGAAAUUGAGGAUUUUGAUGAUGACUAUGAAGAUGAUGAUCUUGAUGUGGAUGAUUUUCUAGAGGAUAAGGAGGAUGUUGAUGGAGAUGAUGAUGGUGAUGAGGUGAUUAUUCCAUUGAGAAAUAUGAAGAAAUGGUUAGAAAACAAGCCUCGUGGGUUUGGAGUAGAUAAAGAGUAUGAUACUUCAGUUGAAGAUAAGCUGAUGGAAGAAAUUGAACAGAGUAGAAAAGCUCAGCUUGCUAAUAUCAAUAAGCUCAAGAACAAUCCAGUUAAAGCAAAUACCAAACAAGUUCAGCAGGAUAAAGUUGUUCAGGAUGGACUCUGUGUGCGCUUGGUCAAUCUUCCUAAGAAAAUGAACAUUGAUAAGGAUCUACGAGUGGCUUUGAAAGGAGUUCCAGGAAUAGUCAACAUAGUUCCAGUUGUGACUGGGAACAAGAAGACCAGGAAUCCUGUUUGCAAAGGCCUGGCCUAUAUUAACUUCAAGUCUAAGGAUGAAGCACAAAGAUUUGUGCAAAUGUUUUCUGGACGAAGUAUAAGUUUUGGUAAGGUUCAGAAGCAAAUAAAGUGUGAGAUGAUAAAUCCCAGAUCACCAAAGUCCACAACUACAGAGUCCGUUGAUAAAAUUAAGCAUGUCCCUGAACAAGAUCUGCACGGAGACCAGGAUGAUGAUUUUGACACAGAUUUCCUCUCGGAUUCAGAGGAGAACAUCUCCACUGACUACGAUGUUGCAGAGGUGGAGGAUUUAUCAGCAUACACGAAUGAUUAUGAAGAAAAUUCAGAAACUUUAUCCGCAGAGUCCACUUCGGGUGAUGAGCAGGAUGUUGGAGAAGAGUCUGAAUUCUCAGAACAAAAGAAAGUCGAAGCAAAGGAGAAGAAGAAAAAGCCUAAGCAAAAGAAAGAGCAGGCCCCGAAAUUGAAUAUUCCAGGAUCUGCGCGCAAGUUGAAAAUUAAGGAGAAAGCUGUACUCACUGGAGUUUUAUCCAAAUAUGCACAAAAGAUACCGUCUUGACUGUGAAAAAAACUGAGCUAACAAUGGCCAGCAUUCACAUUUCUGUAGCUAGUUGUGGUUAUUGUUGCUUUGUACUCUUCGUAGUCUUUGCAGUUGUUCAUUUUUGUAGAUUUAUUAUUCACUUCAAUAUUAAGGUCAGGUUUGUUGAUUUCUUGUACGUAAAUGUUAGUAUCUGAAUGAAUCAACGGAAACAAAUAGUGUGUUGAUGCAUAUGGCUGGUUUUUCGUUGGUGUAGAGUAGCAGGUUUUGCAACGUUUGAUGAUUGUGAAAGUCAUUCCCACUAUUCUUUGGGAAACAUUUAAAGUGAUUCAAUUGUG